AAUGCUAGAUAAUAUUUUCUUAUAAAACUAGGAUUUUGGACCAGAGCGAGCGGGACGCAAAUGUCUACGGAAAUGGAGUUCGAGAAGCCGCCGCCGGGCGCCGUAACGACGCCCCUGUUGAUCGAGAAGGCGAUGAAUUCGACGGCCCAGGAAGUGGACCCGCGCAUCCUCAAGGCCAUCAAGUCGGCAGCCCGCUUCUCUGACGAGGAGAUCCGCGCCGCUGUGGAUGCCCUAAUGGACCAGAUGAAGAAGCCCCACUCCCAGGUGCGCUACCUUGCAGUUCUUAUUAUUGAUGAAUUGUUUAUGCGUUCAAAGCUUUUCAGAAGCCUCUUUGUGGUCAAUUUGGAUCAGUUUUUGAGCCUAAGUGUUGGUUUUAGGAAAAAUCUUCCUCUACCUCCCCCUUCAGCAAUAGCUACAAAUUUGCGCUCAAAGAGCAUAGAACUAUUGGAGAAAUGGAAUGCUUCUUUUGGAAUCCAUUACAAACAACUCAGAUUGGGUUUUGAUUACCUAAAGGAUACUCUAAGGUAUCAGUUUCCAAAUCGUCUCGAAAAUGCAGCUCGACUGCAACAGGAGAGAAGAGAAAGACACCUGAGAACAAUGCAGAUUCUUCUCAAUAAAUUUGAAUAUCUGAAGGAAAACUUUACCUCUAUCAAAUUUGAUAUUCAGUCAACAGUAGAUGAAAUAGGAGAAUGUUUGGAGAUUGCUAAUGCCAAAGAAGAAAAUGCUUUUGAAUUCCCUGUUGAUGGUGAUGAAGUUGAAGAACUCAACUCACUUACAUUACGCCAAAUACGUCUAGAAUCUUUGAGGGAGGGAGAGAAGGUUCAGGAAAACAGCGAAAACAAGGCAAUCUUUGAUGCAUUAAGGGAAUCACACAAGCUUCUUAUCACAAAGCAUUUGUCAUCUGUGAAAGAGUGGAUAUCCAUCCUUGUGAGAGUCGAUGCAACUGACAACAAAUUCAGAGAUACUGCAUUAAAAGAAUUCAUCGAUCUUCGUAAUCUCAUUCAAUCACUCGAGAAAAAAUGCACUGAUUUGGGUAUUGUUCUUGAUCCAAGCAUCGCUCAGAAAGAAGAUGAAGAUUUGUGGGAAGAAGGGAAGAUAGAGGAUUACAAGCCAGAGUGUACUACUGCUUCCACAAGUACAACUGAGGACUUCUUCACUAAACCAGCGAACCAAAAGAAUGAAAAUACAGCUUCAGUGGAGAGCGAGACUUCUGCUGGUAACUUUGUAAGUUCAAUAACUGACAGGGAAAAACUCUUAGCUGAGGCACCUGUAUUGACAUGGAGUCCUUUCAUGCUUGACAAAUGUGCUGCCCAAAGUGGGGUUUUAGCUAACCAGAGGGGCUUAGAGAUCGAGGGUCAUUGGGGUAGAGUGGAUCCAGAUGCCAUGAUCCCUGCAGAAAAAAUUGCAGAGCUUAAUUUUCAUUGUACAGUGUAUAAAGAACAACCAGUUGAGAUCCGGCCAUGCCUUGCGCCUCUUAAAAAGGGUGGUCUCUGCCAGAGAAGAGACUUGAAGGUGUGCCCUUUCCAUGGACCUAUUAUACCACGAGAUAAUAAUGGCAAUCCUAUAGAACAAGGUUUGAAGACUGUAGUGAGUGAUAGUCAGCCUUCUCAGGAAGUCGGUGAAGAACUAACAGGGAAGGAGUCUUUUACAGAGGCAAUUUACUUAAAAACUGAGCAAGCAGACUUACAAGAUUCUCGAUGUCCAGGCAAAGAAGUGAUUGAAAAACUUGCUAAACAGGCAGUGAAGAAUGUGCAUGAGCGAGAUAGAGAAGCAAAGGCAUUGAAGCGAGCAAAACUUGCGAAGAUUCGCAAGCACAACGAAGAAGUAUUACGAGAUUCUGCAAUUGCUUCAACAUCAUAUUCAGAACUUUUUGCUGAGCAUAGUGUAGAAGCAUUGCGUGAUAAUGGAGCUGGUGUCAAGGUGAAGAAAACAACACUAGCAUCAAUGCUGAAGAAGAAAGUAACUGCAAAAGAUCGAAUAGCUCGGAGGCUUUUGGGCUCCCGAGCAACUGAUGCUUCAAGUAGACAGGUUACACUGGGUGAGGAUUCCAAGUACAGAGAAGCUUUUCCCAACCAAUGGUAGGAAAAAUAAUUUGUGCAUCAACUGUUCAAAUAUACUUUUGUUAGAUUAUAUGCUCUCAUGUGACCAUCAAUUUGCUUUUUAUUUUUUAUUUAUUUGGCAAGAUAGGUGAAUCGCUUGAACCACAAUGUAAGUCUAUUCAUGGGGACAAUUUCUGCAGCAUUAUUGUGUCAUACUUGAACAUUAUGGGAGAGAGUUAUUGAGCAUAGGUUAUGACGUGAAACUAAUAUUUCACAAAAUUAAUUUGGAUUCA
Molecule: messenger RNA, 2332 nt
Organism: Dendrobium catenatum
Lineage: Eukaryota; Viridiplantae; Streptophyta; Magnoliopsida; Asparagales; Orchidaceae
Product: UV-stimulated scaffold protein A homolog
Exons: 2
Coding region: 61-2082 (673 amino acids)
Biological process (GO): transcription-coupled nucleotide-excision repair; response to UV
Cellular component (GO): chromosome
Molecular function (GO): RNA polymerase II complex binding
Source: RefSeq, a predicted model, not a curated record